AUGAUCGUGUCCCACCAAAAGCUUCAGCACAGGACGUCUACCAAGAUUCUCCGAGGAGUCACAGGGCAACCACUCCAAGUAUCAACUGAGGUGACACUCCACUUUCAAAUGGCUGAGGAUUCUGUCAUUGUUCAUCAGGCCAGUGUGGUUGACGUCUCCUUCCCAGGUGACAUACUUAUUGGGAUGGAUCUCCUCAGACGGCUGGACUUCACUUUCUCCUCCGAAGCGUCAACUGGGAAUGCCACCAUUACUCUGCAGGGACACAAGUUCUCAGUAGUAUAUACUGAUGCAGAGUCUCUCAAGAUCUGUUGCAUCAAACCCCUGUCACCUACAGAAGAUGCCAGUGAAGAUGCACCAGUUUCUGCCCAAGAUCCUCAGACCGUUGCAGCAGUGCAUCUUGUUCACCGUGCAAGUAUUGCAGCUCACAGUGGCUGCUUUGUUGAAGGCUGUGUUUCGCGGAACGGACCAACAGAUGGCGAUAUCCUUGUAGUUCCAGCUAUGCCGAAAGGACUUCUUUUACCUCAUGCUGUCACAAAGGUGAAGGAUCGUCGGUGCUCUGUGUGGGUGGUGAAUGCGACUCCAAAACCGAUGGUUUUACAUAAUGGAACACGCCUUGGGAAGGCAGAGCAGGUAGAAGCCAUUUACACCAAUGACCCAUCUCAACAACUGCCCAAGAUGCCUGAGGAAGUCGUCGCCAGGUCCAACUACUGUCCUGUCGAGCCUGAUUCCCUUGAGGAUGGAGAAACCUUUGACUUUGAGUGGGAAGAAGAUUGCUUUGACCGACAAUAUGGAGUCGAAGACUUCGGCUAUGAUGAUGAGCUGGAGGUUGAACACAUGGAGCUGCCACCCUCUAUUGCCAUUGCUGCCUGUGAAGCUGCCGAACUCCUGGAACACGGUCCAAACCUGGAUGACCACCCGAUGCCAGAUCUCGGCCACCUUGAAGACCCCCAACGCCAUCAGCUGACUGAGCUGCUUUGUCGUUUCAAGGGGCUCUUUGAUGGUGGUGAAGAAGCUGUAGGUCUUGUACCUGGAAUCAAGCAUCAGAUUGACACAGGAGAUGCCAAGCCUGUUUGCAUCCGACAGUGGCGAUUACCCCAUUCAACACGGCAAGUUAUUCGUGAGCAGUGUGACUCUAUGCUUCGCUCAGGGGUCAUUGAGGAAUCCACAUCCCCCUGGAUGAGCCCUGUUGUGCUGGUUAAGAAGAAGGGAGGAGCUCUCAGGUUCUGUGUUGAUUACCGUGGCCUGAACGCAGUGACCAAGGGUGAUACGUAUCCUCUGCCUCUUAUCAGCGAACUCAUCGAUGAACUGGGCCCAAAGAACAUCUUUACCACCUUAGAUGCCCGCGCUGCAUACUGGAGUGUGGAAUUGGAAGAAGAGGAUCGACCAAAGACGGCGUUUUCAGAUGGCUACCGACUCUUCCAGUUCUGCCGUCUUCCUUUUGGCUUAUCAACAGCUCCAACCACGUUCCAGAGGACUAUGAAUGUCGUCUUAUCGUCGGUACUGGGACGUCAUACAUUAGCCUACUUAGAUGACGUAUCAUUUACAGCCACAACUUCGACCAACACCUCCAAGAUCUAG
Messenger RNA from Penaeus vannamei (Pacific white shrimp), 1578 nucleotides. The record is from RefSeq and is a predicted model, not a curated record. NCBI's taxonomy places the organism in Eukaryota, Metazoa, Arthropoda, Malacostraca, Decapoda, Penaeidae.